GCCUACCAGGCGAGAACAUAAAUGGGCGAAAUGCCCGUCUAGAUCUGGUCUUGACCUUUUGUCUCCUUCCAACCAGUUCAUUCUGUCUCGAACCAAGCUGCUCCUAAAUAUGCCGUCAUACCUUGUCACCGGAGCCUCUCGAGGCAUUGGAUGGGAACUCUUCCGCCAGCUGGCGAGCAAUGCCGACAACACCGUCAUCGGUCUGGUGCGCAACAAGGCGGAGACCGAGAAGAAAGUCACCGACGAGUUUCCGGCCGGCGGGGACCGUCUCCAUAUCAUCCAAGGGGAUAUUACGGACUAUGCCUCCCUUCAGGCCGCGGCCACCGAAACCGCCCAAAUCACCGGCGGAGGGCUCGACUACCUCAUCGCCAACGCCGGCGUCGUCUCGCACUUUGACGCCUACGACCCGAUCGGAGUCCUAGGCCAGAACCCCACCGCGCUCGAGGAAGAGCUCACGCACCUAUUCAAAGUCAACGUGGUCGGCAACAUCCACCUCUUCAACGUCUUCAUCCCGCUCAUCCAGCGCGGCACGGCCAAGAAGGUCAUCGCCAUCUCCAGCGGCCAGGCGGCCCUGGACAUGAUCCCCAAGCUCAAGAUCGAGGUCGCCUCGCUGUACGCCAUCAGCAAGGCGGCGCUCAACACCGCCGUUGCCAAGUUCGGCGUGCAGUACGCCAAGGAGGGCAUUUUGUUUCUGAGUGUCUGUCCCGGGAUGGUGGAUACGGGGCAUUAUGUUGAUGCGACCCCGGAACAGAUGCAAGGGCUGAUGGCCAUGCUGGGCUCCUUUGUCGAGUAUGCCCCGCAUUUCAAGGGGCCGGCUACCACCGAGGCGGCGGUUAAGGAUGUGCUCGCCGUGGUGGAGAAGGCUAGCGUCGAGAAGGGGGACGCCGGGGCUUUUGUGUCGCAUUAUGGAAAUCAGCAGUGGCUGUAGGUGGGUUGCUGUGUGUACGAUUGAGAACUCGCGCGAUCAUCCCACUCGGUUAAGACGCCAGCUUUCCUUUGCUCUUAUCUCCAUCGGUUGGUCGGAGAGGCAAUGCGAUAUAUAUUAGUUCUUGUCGCUUUACAACGGAUGAAAUCGAAGCACGCGAUGGCGAUUUGCUAGAGGUAUAAGAGAACUUGUCGAGUACGUUGUGUAGGAAGAGAUUAGCUGUCAAGAAUGUCCUGGGUAGGAUGCAUACUGUUUAUAUUUAAGGUAGAGGAG
This is a messenger RNA of Aspergillus uvarum CBS 121591, 1198 nucleotides long. RefSeq names its product NAD(P)-binding protein. The record is from RefSeq and is a predicted model, not a curated record. Gene Ontology annotation, molecular function: oxidoreductase activity, acting on the CH-OH group of donors, NAD or NADP as acceptor. The transcript is spliced from 5 exons. The coding region runs from base 110 to 928 and encodes 272 amino acids. Lineage: Eukaryota; Fungi; Ascomycota; Eurotiomycetes; Eurotiales; Aspergillaceae.